CUUUCUCUCUUUCUUUCUAAUAAAAAAAAUGGCUGAUACUGAGAUACCUCCUACUGUUAACGCAACCGAAAAGGUAGUCGAAUCGCCUGUUGCUCCUAUUACUAGUACUAGUACUAGUGCUGCGCCCGCCUCCACUGAAGGUGUGUUGGCCACUCCUCCUCCUUCCACUACCAGUACCGCUACCUCUGCUCCUACUACUGCACCUACUACUACUACUACUAACGCACCUGGACCUGCUGCACCUACUCCUACUGCUGCUGCUACCAAGAGUACUCAAAACCAUUCUUAUACUUCUCCAAACAUUAAAUUUGAAGACAAUCCUUCUGGCUAUUUGAAAGCAAAGAUUGAAUCUCUUAUUUACUGGGAAUAUCCUAAAAAGAGCGCCACCUUUUUGGCCAGUACCCUUGGUCUCUUGGUCCUUACGCAGUACUAUUCCGUGUUACAGAUUGUUGCAGGUAUCUUUACUUUGGCUACUGGUAUAAACUGGUUAUAUGUCAACCUUCAUAAACAAAGCCAAAGAAUCAUUUCAAACAAGUCAUCUCAAGACAUUGUCAACCCUCAUAACCAUCGUCUUCAAGUUCAAAAGACCUAUAUCCCCCGAGAACGCGUCUUGCGUGCAGCUCAUCUAACUACCGACGUUGCAGAAGUCGUUACGCAACACGUGACACGAUUAGUCUUGAUUGAAGAUAAUUUCCGCUCCCUUGUGGCAUUCAUUGUCUCCUUCUUUGUUUGGACCCUGGCUAAAUAUGUCUCUACCAAGUACCUCGUCGGUUUCUUCAUCAUUUCCGCUUUCACUUUACCUCGACUUUACCUCCAGAAUAAGGAGUUAGUGGAUGCCCAUGUUGCUAGACAAUCUCAAAAUGCUCGUCAAUUGGCUGAACAAUAUGGAAGUGUAGCCAAUCAGAAGGCAAGAGAAAUUGGCUGUCAAGUGAAGGACUUUAUUCAAAAGAAGACUGGAAAGGCUACUGCCAGUGUAAACCAAGAUACAAAGAAGUCUGAAUAAAAAAAAAAGGAAGCAAGACAACCACAAGUUUUUCUAUUUGUGUAUAAAUGCUGUAAUGUGUCGUCUAUCUUUGUUAUAUAUUUAUAAAUAAAUCCCCUC
Molecule: messenger RNA, 1102 nt
Organism: Rhizopus microsporus ATCC 52813
Lineage: Eukaryota; Fungi; Mucoromycota; Mucoromycetes; Mucorales; Rhizopodaceae
Exons: 3
Coding region: 29-1003 (324 amino acids)
Source: RefSeq, a predicted model, not a curated record